This is a messenger RNA of Lates calcarifer (barramundi perch), 3610 nucleotides long. RefSeq names its product probable G-protein coupled receptor 173. Gene Ontology annotation, biological process: G protein-coupled receptor signaling pathway. Gene Ontology annotation, cellular component: plasma membrane. The record is from RefSeq and is a predicted model, not a curated record. Lineage: Eukaryota; Metazoa; Chordata; Actinopteri; Centropomidae. Gene Ontology annotation, molecular function: G protein-coupled receptor activity.
UUUCAAGUUAUGGCCCACAAUGCUGCUGCACAGGUCCGCCUCUCUCUCUCUCUCUCUCUCUCUCUCUCUCUCUCUCUCCGAAUAAAACCGACGCUUUCCGCGAAUGUGCGAGCUGCCUCCUUGCAAGCAGCCAUAAUUGGGAUUAUUCAGGAAUAAUUCGCCUAAUCCAGCCGUGUUGUUUUUGUUUUUGUUUUUUUGUUUUUUUGUUUUGUUUUUAAAUCGUGAUUUCGACAGCGUUCGCAAUGUGGAUUUCCUCGUGACAUCGCUGGAUUUGCCCAAAAAGAAAAUGUAUUUGUUCUCUCGUGGUGGAGGCUUUUAUUGUGGACUAUUAAGAUGUAGUCCACCUUCGCUGGACAGCAAAACAAAGACUGCAUAUUAACAGUUCAGGGUGGCGUGCUUGUGGACAAAGAGGAAAGAUGAGUCUGUCAUGUAGAAAAGAUCCUUACGGCCUCUCCUUGUAAAGACGAGAGAGCCGUAGGAGACGACGGCUGUAGGAGGAUCAGUAGUGUUUAUAAAGGGCCGAACCAGGCAGGCUCCUGUGGAAGGUGAUAGAAUGGCUAACCAGAGCUUUGCCAUCGAUGGCCCUGGCAGUUUGCUGGCUGUGCUGGCUUCACAGAGCGGACUGGCAAGAGGCGGCAGCAGCAGCAGCAGCAGCAGCAGUGACGGCAGCAGCAACAGUGGAGGAGUCUCUGCCACAGAUAUGUCUGCCUACUUUAAGCUGGUCUUCUUGGGUCUGAUCAUCUGUGUCAGCCUCGUAGGCAACCUCUUGGUCUCCCUGCUGGUCCUACGAGACAGGACACUUCACAAGGCUCCCUACUUCUUUCUCCUGGACUUGUGCCUGGCCGAUGCAGUUCGCUCAGCUGCCUGCUUCCCUUUCGUGCUGGUUUCCGUCCACAACAGCUCGGCCUGGACUUACAGUGCCUUGAGCUGUAAAGUUGUGGCUUUUAUGGCCGUGCUGUUUUGUUUUCAUGCUGCCUUCAUGCUGUUUUGCGUGGCUGUCACCCGCUACCUUGCCAUCGCCCACCACCGAUUCUACGCCAAGCGCAUGACCAUCUGGACCUGCGCCGCCAUCAUUUGCAUGGUGUGGACUCUGGCUGUUGCCAUGGCAUUCCCACCUGUCUUUGAUGUUGGGACAUACAAGUUUAUCCGUGAUGAGGAUCAGUGCAUUUUUGAACACCGCUACCUGAAGACCAACGACACCCUGGGCUUCAUGCUCAUGCUGGCCGUGGUGGUCCUGGCUACCCACGGUUUCUAUGCCAAGCUGCUGCUGUUUGAGUACAGGCACCGCAAGAUGAAACCCGUCCAGCUGGUGCCAGCCAUCAGCCAGAACUGGACCUUCCACGGUCCUGGGGCCACGGGUCAAGCCGCAGCCAACUGGAUUGCAGGUUUCGGUCGUGGUCCCAUGCCACCCACUCUGUUGGGCAUCAGGCAAAAUCUACACAAUCAACACCGGCGGCUGCUCGGGAUGGAAGAGGUGAGGUCAGAAAGGAGGCUGGGCAGGAUGUUCUACACCAUCACCCUGCUCUUCCUGGUCCUCUGGGCUCCCUACAUCGUGGCGUGCUUCUGGAGGGUGUUCGUCAAGUCCUGCACCAUCCCUCACAGGUACCUCUCCAUCACAGUGUGGAUGAGCUUCGCCCAGGCUGGAGUCAACCCCAUCUUCUGUCUCCUGCUCAACGAGGACCUGAGGAAAGUGCUGAGAGCUCACCUGCCCACCUACUGGAGGACUAAACAACACCUGCCCCAGGACGAGGCCUACUGCAUUAUGUGAUAAGAUGUGAGCUCAACGAAGAGAAUGUUUCAGGUUUUAAAGGGAAAUGUGGAGAAAAAGAAGUGAUGUAAUGCACCUUGGUUUAAGUGUCAGUGUCUGUUUUGUUGUUUUGCACAACAAAAUCAAAAUUUCGCCAACAAAUGCAGGCACAGUGCCAUUUUAUGAAGAAUGUUAAUAUUUAAAUUAAUGUGUCAGGUGCACAGGUUUGAACCGGACAAAAGAAAAAGCCCUGGUAACACUUUCAUGGUUUGUAUUUUCUGAUGUACUGUAUGAUUAAUACGUAGGAAAGAUCACAACAAUCACCACUCCAACUAAGUGUGACAGAUGCCAUUUUAAAUUGAUGUUGCCUUAUUUCAGAGGGACACGCCCCAGAGUUUUCAACCGAGAAUUAGUCUCUGUGUCACACGAGGCACAAAAACAGACACGCAAACGGUUGAAAUCCUUGAAGAAAAUGUGCCGUGGACUGUGAAUAGAAGGUGUUGAUCAGAGCGUUACUAACUCUGAAACACAUCAAGGAACUCAAAGGGUCUGAAUGGAUUGAUAGACCAACCUGGACACCUUUUCAUGUAAUUCAAAGGAGACUGCAGAACACUGAAUGGACCCAAUAACCUUGGAUACAUUUAAAUAGCUGUUGUGAACCCAAGAAGCCCCUAACAUGCUUGAUUUUUUGGACUUGAUUUAGGGCGUGUCAGGUUUCUUUGUAUCAUAAAAAAAUUGCCUGUUUUCCUUUAUUUGUAAACAAUACAUGUUAAGCAGAUGACACUAUUUUGAAAUAUGACUUGAUUUGAUAUUGUAUAGACUGUACAGGAAUGUAUAUUCCUGCUUGUGUGUUUUUAUAUAGCAUUUGUGUGUAUGUGUGUGUGAGAGGAAGAGGUAGAAAGAGAGGUGAAGAGGAGGGAGGGAGAAAGAAAGAGAGCGGGACAUAAUGAUGAUGAUAGAAUAGGUUCCAGUAAUACUGAGUCAAUAUGAAAGCAGCCUCAUCUUGUGGUCUCAAAAUCAUGCAAAAUUGAACAGUCAUCAUAUGGAAAUUUUUCCUUUAAAUGGAUUUCCAUAACUGAAAAUGAAGUCUUAUUUUUAAUGGUAAUGGUUCAAGCAAAUGGGAAAUACAGAUGGAUAAUGAAAAAGGGGGCCGAAUAAUUAGAAAACAACACUUGUACAUUGCAAACAGGCCAUGGGAUUUAAUGACUUGAAUGAUGAUGUAAAUUAUGAUGUUUUUUUUAAAAAAAAUCAUUAGCAAAUGAACAUUUAUUUGCAAAUGAUGAUCUUGGGAAUGUCUUUAAAGUACUGUUAUGCUCUCACGAGAAUAUGAAAAAAAAGAAGAAGAAGAAAUGAAGUGGCACUUAAUGUGAAGGAAAUUUGAAUGUUACCAGGCCCUCUUAUAUUUCCCCUUAACGUAAAUGUCACCAUUUGAGUGUCUGGAUCACAGUACAUUUUAAAAUCAAAACGUAUUCAGGCUGGGUACGACCCCAGAGAUGUAUGAUGUAUGGAAAACCGGCUUAGACUACAUUAAGCUGUCUCUCCAAAUUAAGAUUCAUGUAAUGCAAAUGUCUGACCUACAGUAUGUUAGGCAUAGAUAUAUUUGUGCAGUCAAUUUUCUAAAUGUGGACACUUGCACAGCAUACUGUAUUAGCAUGCAUUCCACUGCAUUUCAUAGAUUCAAGACUGGGGAUUACAACUUGUACAGAUGUUGAUGUGGAAAGACAAAGUGAAAAGUGAACUGAGGUCCAUAAUUUUUAAGUCUGGCAUUCCUUCGCGAAGAUGAUAUCCUGUAACUGUACAGUUUAACUGAGGUGGUUCUUUUGCCCACUCAUCAAUAAAGACUCUACUUUUGAUGCAUUCUGA